GGCGCGGGCAGCGGCGGCGGCGGCGGGCGCGGGCCCAUGGCGCGGGGGGCCGCGGGCCGCGGGGCCGGGCUCCUGGCGCUGACCUUGUGGCUGCUGGCGGCGCGCGGGGAGCUGCCGCAGCCCCAGGAGACGGUGACGGUGCAGCUGAGGUGCGGCGCGGGGCCGCUGCGCGUGGUCCUGGGCCCCGGGCAGGCCGCGGCGCUGGACUGCGGCCUGGGGACCGUCGCCGCUGCCCCCCCGACCCACGUGACGUGGAGCAAGGACGGCGGCGCCCUGCCAGAGCACGAGCACCUGCACCUGCUGCCCAACGGCUCCCUGUGGCUGGCCCCAGCCCCGGGGCCCAACGGCACUGACCAGGCAGCCCCUGCGGGCGUCGAGGGCAGCUACUCGUGCCUGGCCCACGGCCUCGGCGGAGCAGUGGCCAGCCAGACCGUCCUUGUCCAGCUUGCCACACUCCCAGAUUUCUCCCAGCACCCGGAGCCUCAGGCGGUAGAGGAGAACGGGACGGCCCGGUUCUCGUGCCACACCGAGGGGCUGCCCGAACCUGUCAUCACCUGGGAGAAGGACCAGGGGGCAGUGCCAGAGGAGCCCCGAUUCAUCACGCUCCCCAACGGGGUCCUUCAGAUCCUGGACGUUCAGGAGCAGGACGCGGGUGCCUACCGAUGUGUGGCCACCAACUCAGCCGGCCAGCACUUCAGCCAGGAGGCCUCGCUUGAGGUGACCCGCGGAGGACCCCCGGUGUCCACCAGGGGGCAGGACGUGGUCAUCUUGGCCGCCCCAGAGAACACCACGGUGGUGUCCGGCCAGAGUGUGGUGCUGGAGUGCGUGGCCUCAGCUCACCCCACCCCCUUCGUUUCCUGGGUCCGUCAGGACGGGAAGCCCAUCGCCACGGAUGUCAUCGUGCUGGGCCGCACCAACCUGCUCAUCCGCAGCGCGCAGCCCGAGCACUCGGGCGUGUACGUGUGUCGCGCCAACAAGCCCCGCACGCGCCACUUCGCCGCGGCGGCCGCGGAGCUCCGCGUUCUGGCGGCCCCGGCCAUCUCGCAGGCGCCAGAGGCGCUGUCCCGCACGCGCGCGAGCACUGCGCGCUUCGUGUGCCGCGCGUCCGGGGAGCCGCGGCCCGCGCUCCGGUGGCUGCACGACGGGGAGCCGCUGAGGCCCAACGGGCGCGUCAAGGUGCAGGGUGGCGGCGGCAGCCUGGUCAUCACCCAGAUCGGCCUGCAGGACGCCGGCUACUACCAGUGCGUGGCCGAGAACAGCGCGGGCACGGCGUGCGCCGCCGCCCCGCUGAACGUGGUGGUGCGCGAGGGGCUGCCCAGCGCCCCCACGCGGGUCACGGCCACGGCGCUGAGCAGCUCCUCCGUGCGGGUGGCCUGGGAACGACCCGAGCUGCACAGCGAGCAGGUCAUCGGCUUCUCCCUCCACUACCAGAAGGCCCGGGGGGUGGACAAUGUGGAGUACCAGUUUGCAGUGAACAAUGACACGACAGAACUGCAGGUUCGGGACCUGGAACCCAACACGGACUAUGAGUUCUAUGUGGUGGCCUACUCCCAGCUGGGGGCCAGCCGCACCUCCAGCCCCGCGCUGGUCCACACGCUGGACGAUGUCCCUAGUGCAGCCCCCCAGCUAUCCCUGUCCAGCCCCAGCCCCUCGGACAUCAGGGUGGCGUGGCUGCCCCUGCCCCCGGACCUGAGCCAUGGAGAGGUGGUGAAGUACAAGAUCGAGUACGGUUUGGGAAAGGAAGACCAGAUCUUCUCCACCGAGGUGCCUGGCAAUGAGACGCAGCUGACCUUGACCUCACUGCAGCCCAACAAGGGGUACCGAGUCCGCAUUUCGGCCAGCACUGGUGCCGGCUACGGGGCCUCCUCGCAGUGGACAGAGCACCGGACACCCAGUGGACACAAUCAGAGCCUGGUCCCGUUUGCUCCAGCAGAGCUGAAGGUCCGGGCGAGGAUGGAGUCCCUGGUGGUGUCUUGGCAGCCGCCCCCACACCCCGCCCAGAUCUCUGGCUACAAACUCUACUGGCGGGAAGUGGGUCCUGAAGAGGAAGCCAAUGGGGAGAGUGGCCCUGGGGGCCGCCAGGACCAGGCGUGGGACGUGGGGCCUGUCAGGCUCAAGAAGAAAGUGAAGCAGUAUGAGCUGACCCAGCUGGUGCCCGGCCGGCUGUACGAAGUGAAGCUGGUGGCAUUCAACAAGCACGAGGACGGCUAUGCUGCCGUGUGGAAGGGCAAGACGGAGAAGGCGCCCACGCCAGAUCUGCCUGUCCCAAGGGGGCCGCCCCUGCCGCCCGCCCAUGUCCAUGCAGAAUCUAAUAGCUCCACGUCCAUUUGGCUGCGGUGGAAGAAGCCAGAUUUCACCACGGUGAAGAUUGUCAACUACACGGUUCGCUUCAGCCCCUGGGGGCUCCGGAACGCCUCCCUAGUCACCUACUACACCAGCUCCGGAGAAGACAUCCUCAUCGGCGGCCUGAAGCCCUUCACCAAGUACGAGUUUGCAGUCCAGUCCCACGGGGUGGACAUGGAUGGGCCCUUCGGCUCCGUGGUGGAGCGCUCCACCCUGCCAGACCGGCCCUCGACGCCCCCCUCCGACCUGCGCCUGAGCUCCCUGACGCCGUCCACGGUCCGGCUGCACUGGUGCCCCCCGACGGAGCCCAACGGGGAGAUCGUGGAGUACCUGAUUCUGUACAGCAGCAACCACAGCCAGCCCGAGCACCAGUGGACCCUGCUUACCACCGAGGGCAACAUCUUCAGUGCAGAGGUGCAGGGCCUGGAGAGCGACACCAGGUACUUCUUCAAGAUGGGAGCGCGCACCGAGGUGGGGCCUGGGCCCUUCUCGGGCCUACGGGACGUGAUCACGCUGCAGGAGAAGCCAGCAGAUUCGCUGGACGUGCACUCGGUCACCGGCAUCAUCGUGGGCGUGUGUCUGGGCCUCCUCUGCCUCCUGGCCUGCAUGUGUGCCGGCCUGCGCCGCCGCCCCCGCAGGGAGGCUCUCCCAGGCCUGUCCACCACCACCACCACCGGGAACCCGGCGCUCUACUCCCGAGCCCGGUUCGGCCCUCCCAGCCCCCCAGCUGCUCACGAGCUGGAGUCGCUGGUGCAUACCCGUCCCCAGGAAUGGUCCCCCCCGCCCUCGGACAUCGAGGACCCCGCCGAAGUGCACAGCCUGAUGGGGGGUGGCGUUUCCGACGGCGGCGGCCGGGGUCACUGCAAGAGAAAGAUCUCGUGGACUCAGCCAGGCGGUCCCAGCUGGGCAGGUGCCUGCGCGGGCUGUGAGCUGCCCCCAGCGGGCCCCAUGCCCACCCUGACCCGGGCCCUGCUGCCCCCUGCGGGCACCGGGCAGACGCUCCUGCUGCAGGCGCUGGUGUACGAUGCCAUCAAGGGCAACGGCCGGAAGAAGGUGCCUCCAGCCUGCAGGAACCAGGUGGAGGCCGAGGUCAUCGUCCACUCUGGCUUCAGUGCAUCCGAAGGGAGCCCUGAGCUCCCCCUUCAGGACCUGGUGGACCCUGCCGACCCCCCUCCUCUGGACACUCCGGCCCUCACCCCGGGCCUCGUGGACCUCGGGCCAGCAGCAGCGUGGCUGGACCGGGAGCUGGGAGGGUGUGAACCAGUGAGCCCCGGGCCAGACAGACUCAGCUGCCUGCCAGAGGCCCCCAGCGCGCCCUGCCCCUACGUGGCCCCCCAGACUGGCGAGGCGCAGCAGGAGGCCCCCGGAAGCAGUUGCCCACCUUGGACCCCCUGCCCGCCCGGAGCCGCCUUCUCCUCUUCUACUUAGCUUCUCCAGGGGGCGCAGUGGGGGAGGGGGCAGGCUGGUUGGAUGUGACAUAUGUAGCCAUGCGUGCACGCACGUGUGACAUGCAUGUGACACACGUGUGCCUGCAGAGGUCAUCUGGGGGCUUCUGCUGGGAAGAGGGAGAAAUGGGUGACCGGCCCCCCCUUCUCUGCGGCACCGGGACACCGAGCGGCUCCGGCCCGCUGCAGAGCGGAGAGGUGUGGGCCCCGCUCACCUUUUAUUACACACUCUGCGAGUGUCUCCAAUGCCCUGUCUGACAGACAGCCUGCCCCGUCCUGGCCGGCCCCCCUCACCGCCGUGUCCCUUGGCCCGGCUCGGCUGUCGAGCCGCUCUGCAUUUCAUGUGGUAACUCGGGAAGUGCCUGGUUUCAACGCUCAGAGUCCCCUCGGCGCUGCUCCCCGCCCCGCGCUGUCCCCAGCCGCCUAGCAUGUGCUUCUCCCGCCUGGCUUCCGUCUCUGCACCGCUCCGGGACAACAUGGCUACCUCAUGUCUGCUUCGAGGCCAUAGCGUGACCCCGUGUCCGCCUUCAUCCCCUGGUCCCCUUUUCUCUCUGUGCCUCCAUGCCCUGCCCUGGCCACCCGGCGCCCCUGCCUGCUCCACUGGCCCCUCCCCGCCCGAGGAUAAGAUGGGAUGGGGGGGUUUCUCCUCGGAGGUGAUGCAUUGACUCCCCGCUGCGACAUUUCCAGUCUGGGAAGGGAAGGGCCCAGGAGAAGAGUCCCGGGCCGCUCCCCCUGACUUCCCACACUGCACCCCCAUCCCACAGGCUGGCUGGGGGGCAGCCGGCUCCGCUCAUCUCGGGUUUGGGCUUUGGGUUUUGCGUUUGGAGUCAGUCUGAAGUUCGGUUCUGUGGAGGGGCUAUCCAAGGACAAGCUGGGUUUCUGUCUCCUGUGUCCAGGACACAAUGCCAUGCGGUUCUCUGAUUUUGCACCCCGCAUCUCUGACUCUGACGGGAGCCCUUUCCUCCUGACCUGCCAUUCCUCUUUUGUUUUGUAAACUGAUCGGCACAUUGAGGGUUAACUCCGGCUUUCCGGGCCAAAUUAGAAACCACCGGUCUAGUCUAUCCUUCACUUUAUUAUUAUUAUUUUUUUAAUGGUGAAUGUCUCUCAGAGUUGCUGCCUCCUCCUCGGGGCCCUUUCUGCAUCUGCGUUUAUUACACCCGCGUGUCACUCACAGUUGACACUCGCACUCCGGCUCUGGCUCCUCCCCUCCCCCUUCCCUGCAGCCUGUGAUAGCACUAAAGAUUAUUAAUGUGGGGUUUGUAUCUCGUUAAGAACGGGAUUGUCACUGGCGCUGUUUCUGCCGCGUUCGGCGUGCUGGUGUAUAGGUUUCAGCGUUGCUCUGAAGGUCAAAAGCCUCGUUUUAUUUUGCUGGUUUGAUUUUCUUUUUUUUUUUUUCUAAAGGGGGGAGCAAAACCUGUCCUGAAUCAAAUGGCUAUUUUAACAGGAGGCGCUUAGCAUUACGCCACGUAGUCAUUUUUCAUGUUCUUGUUUAACAGGCACUGAGGUUCUGGUUUAAAUUAAAUAGCUGCAAAUGAGACAAUUUAUAACCCAUUAGGUUGGGUGGAAAAUUGUUUCUCAAAAGCAAAUAAGUAAUAAAUCUGGUAUCUGCCUAUAACUCACAGUUGAUAAGAAAGAGGCCGUUACUUACUAGCCCUAUAUAUGAUUUGGGCUUCAGGUAAUUUGGGAAGUGUUAGGUUUGUGUCUCUGUAGCAGUAUUUUUUAUUAGAAAAGUCUAUUGGCCUUUUACAGUGUCUUAAUCCAUUGUCACCUACCAUUGAUGCCUUACGUUUUUUGAGUCUUUUAAACCUUCCUUUUCUUGAUGCAUGGCAAAUAUAACUGGCAAUCUGUUCAUUUAUUUGUAUUUAGUUGAUGCCAUAUUAUUUAAUUCCUUUCCUGGCGCUUGUUCUCCUUCCAAAUAUGCUUUUCUUUAGUGUUAAGCCAAGGCAUUGUUCAUGUAUCUGUCCCUAUAAUGAAAUAAUAAACCGUUUUCCAAAAA
Sorex araneus (European shrew) is the source of this 5784-nucleotide messenger RNA. RefSeq names its product immunoglobulin superfamily DCC subclass member 4 (gene IGDCC4). Bases 37 to 3771 code for a protein of 1244 amino acids. Gene Ontology annotation, biological process: axon guidance; cell-cell adhesion. Gene Ontology annotation, cellular component: plasma membrane; axon. The record is from RefSeq and is a predicted model, not a curated record. Lineage: Eukaryota; Metazoa; Chordata; Mammalia; Eulipotyphla; Soricidae. The transcript has 20 exons. Gene Ontology annotation, molecular function: protein binding.